CCCUCGACGCACCGGCGAGAACGGUCCUGCGCGCUACGCGCCUCACCCACCGGCUCCCAGCGCUGUUAUGUGUUGUGUGGAUCGAGCAGGGCGCGACUCCCAAGUCAUCGGAAAAGCUGAUGUGAGAGAGCAGAGAGAACAGCUCCUCCUCGGAAACAGGCUGGAUUGCUGCCGCGGCUCUCUGCUGCCGAGAGCCGACGACCGACGUCUGCACCUAGGAUGGCCUGCGAGCUAUGCAGACCGAGAGACGCCGCUGACAAACAGGUUGCCUACUCGCCCGACGGCAAGAGGCCGCCCUCGCUCCACAAUUAACUGCAGUCAGAGUGGAUGGCGGCGUCGUGUCGGCUAAUCGCGCGAGGAGCGCAGGAGGCGGAGAUUUUGCCUCCGCACUGCUGGCUACCGCCUCUCAGGAAAAAACCCAUCCGCCAGGAAGUGGGCACCAAGCUGCGCCGUCUCUGGCUCAGGGUAGUCCUCCUCGCGCCCUACUUCAUGCUGCUCGUCAGCUUAGUCCAGAUUUCGGUCCCAUUGGCGUGUAGUAUAGAUGCUCAGGUGGAGAGUUGGCUGCACGAGGCGUUGGUGUACGACCCUCGGCGGCGGAAAGAGGUCUGGCGCUUCCUGAGCUACAUGCUGUUGCACCAGGGCGCGGCCCACGCGGCCCUCAACAUUGUGAUUCAAUUAGUGCUGGCCGUCCCCCUUGAGUGGGAGCAGAAGUGGUCGCGGACUGCCCUCGUCUACUUCGGCGGAGGAUUAGCUGGUUCUUUGAGCACGUCGGUGCUGGCGCCCGAUUUGUUUCUGGUGGGUGCCUCGGCCGGAGUCUACGCCCUUUUGACCUCGCAGAUGGCCAACAUCAUCCUCAGCUUCCCGACGCUUAAGUACCGGCUGGCUCGGGCGUUCGCCGUCUGCGUGCUGUGUUUGGCCGACGUGGCCUUUUCGCUGUACCACCACUUCCUGCUGGGCAACACGAGUCCCCGCGUGGGCUGGGCCGCGCACACCGGCGGGGCCGUCGUGGGCCUGCUGGUGGGCCUGCUCGUCUUCACCGAACCGGAGACGCCGCUUGGACAGUCGGCUACGCUUCCCUUGAACGCCGCGCCCAAGGCGGCCGAACGCAAGACCCUGACGGCGGCCAUCAGGUGCGCUGCGGCCGUCCUGCUCGCUGGCCUCCUCACCGCAGCGGCCGCCGCAAACAUGUGGAGGCCGAACUGAAGACUGCCUUUGCUGCCGAACUGAAAUGUGAUUUUUCAUGCGUGGUCAUUUGAAGCCGAGAAAGGAAAGCGAGGAACACGAUGACUUUUUUUAUUUUUUAGAAAACUGAGAGAAUGGUAUAUUUAUUUACAUGCUGCUUUAGAAACGGUUCUGUUUGCCAGAAAUGUGAAAUGAUGAUUUAAGUCAAAUCUUACUUGCGUUAAAAAUUUUAAAUUAUUAACUGGUUGACGGCUUUUUCCUGGCCGAUAUUAUGUUUUAAAAUUAUCCUCCAGUGAUUUUUAAGUUUCAUAUUAUCUGGUCUUUUUAGUCUUUUUAAAAAUAUUAAAUAUAAGAAAUUAAUCAAAGUUUCCACUUGAUGAGACUUAAAACAUUGCGUGCACCUUUUGGCGGCCCCAUCAAUCAAAUACGUAGAAAUGCGGCAUUUUUACUCACUAUCUCUACAAGGAAUGCAUUUUGUAACAGGGACAAUCUCUACAUUACCAAGAAUAUUUAUGUUUUGUCGUAAUGAGCCUAGUGGCAGAUUUAUCUAUCUAUCGUUGUUUCGUCGGCAUUUUUAUUCUAAGAGUGAGCAAAUGAACUAAGAGAGUACAAAUAACACGCCUUGUGUAACGUUUGACUCUUAACAACAGGGCAGCGUCAUCUUUGCGUUGUAAGUCCCUUUCAAGAAGUAAAAAACAACUUCGCACGAUUACAAGCUUCUCUGCACAUCGUUCACGAUUCGUAUAUAUACAUAGAAAUUCUCGGCCAAUAGGAGAGGCCAAGGUUCAUGCCUCCUAUUCAAUAUAUUUGUCAAUAAGUUGAGAGCUUUAAUCUUUAUAGAUUUUGUUAGCACGCACGCUCAAAAAAGCACUCACAAUCAAAAUUUAUUGCUUUUGCACGCGGCCAGUGACAAAAUAACACAUAAUCGUAAAUUCAAACGAUAGAGAAAAUUUCUGUUAGCGAUAAAAAAAUUCUUUGGAGUGUUUAUGUUUCGUCGAGCCGCAUUAAUUUGCACUGCACCUAUCCUAUAGGAAUGCCUGUUAAUCAAUCACUAAUCUCCACUUCCAGUAAUAAAACGCUUAUUCCUUCACACCUAAAAUAACUAAUAGUGUUCUAACGUGAUGUUCUAACAAGGGACUCAUUAAGUGUAUGAUAUUGUGAUUUACAAAAACUUGUACUUUUUAACAAAAAUGAUGCACAUACAAACCCUGCAACAGUACAAGCAGCCGUCGUCGGCCAAAUCCAUCUAAAUUAUCACAAUAUGAACAGUUUAAAUUAUAAGAUACACCCGAUAAUCACAGCAGAAAGAUAAAUUGUAAGUGGUGCAUGCAGCAAUUAUUAGACUUGGAAAGGAAAAAUGAAUGUCGAAAUGUUCGGACUUAACUAAAAUUAGUAUGUAAAUGUUAUAUCAUUCAAUGUUUACAAGAAGUCUGACUGCAUCAAUUACCGAUAGUGUUUUAACAUUCAUGGAGGGGUAAAAUGUCAAAUUAAAAAUGAUCCCAUUGAUCAGGGUAGCCAGGUGCCUGAAUUUUGACACAUCCACAAUGAAAUCCUCAGCCUGGCAGCCUAACUUCCAUUUUCACCUUUAUAAAUGCCUUUCCAUCACCGUAUUUUUGUAAGACCUAAUUUUUUUACUUUCAAAAAUAUAUGUGCAGCAUUUCAAUAAAUUUAUAAUUUAAUUGUUUGUGAUUUUAUCUUGAGUGUAUGUAAAAAGUGAUUUAAAUUUUUUAUUUUUAUCUCAAGAACUGUUGAACCCCAAGAAUAAAAACAGAUUGCAAAGAUUUCC
Cloeon dipterum is the source of this 2968-nucleotide messenger RNA. Its product is annotated as rhomboid-related protein 2-like. Gene Ontology annotation, molecular function: serine-type endopeptidase activity. The transcript is spliced from 6 exons. The coding region runs from base 328 to 1203 and encodes 291 amino acids. The record is from RefSeq and is a predicted model, not a curated record. NCBI's taxonomy places the organism in Eukaryota, Metazoa, Arthropoda, Insecta, Ephemeroptera, Baetidae. Gene Ontology annotation, cellular component: membrane.